Messenger RNA from Pongo pygmaeus (Bornean orangutan), 2439 nucleotides. It is a transcript of the gene HINFP, whose product is annotated as histone H4 transcription factor. The record is from RefSeq and is a predicted model, not a curated record. Bases 189 to 1526 code for a protein of 445 amino acids. The transcript has 11 exons. Gene Ontology annotation, molecular function: RNA polymerase II cis-regulatory region sequence-specific DNA binding; DNA-binding transcription factor activity, RNA polymerase II-specific. Gene Ontology annotation, biological process: regulation of transcription by RNA polymerase II; anatomical structure development. NCBI's taxonomy places the organism in Eukaryota, Metazoa, Chordata, Mammalia, Primates, Hominidae.
CGCCUCUCCGGAGAUGGUCUGAGGUGGGAGAAGAGCUGAAGAGACCUGGAGCCGACAGACGGGUCUGGGUCUGCCACCCAGGAUGGAGUACAAUGGUGUGAUCUUGGCUCUUUGCAACCUCUGCCUCCUGGGCUCAAGCCAUCCUCCCACCUGAACCUCCCAAGUAGCGGGACUACAGGGUGAAGGCCAUGCCGCCUCCUGGGAAAGUUCCCCGGAAGGAGAAUCUGUGGCUACAGUGUGAGUGGGGGUCCUGUUCCUUUGUGUGCUCCGCCAUGGAAAAGUUCUUUGAGCAUGUCACUCAGCACCUGCAGCAGCACCUGCAUGGCUCUGGGGAGGAGGAGGAAGACGAAGAGGAGGAUGAGCCACUUGAGGAAGAAUUCUCCUGCUUGUGGCAGGAAUGUGGCUUUUGUUCUCUGGACAGUUCUGCUGACCUCAUCCGCCAUGUCUACUUCCACUGCUACCACACCAAGCUGAAACAGUGGGGGCUGCAGGCCUUGCAAAGCCAGGCUGACCUUGGCCCCUGCAUCCUGGACUUCCAGAGCCGGAACGUCAUCCCUGAUAUCCCUGACCACUUCCUGUGUCUGUGGGAGCACUGUGAGAAUUCCUUCGACAAUCCUGAGUGGUUUUAUCGGCAUGUGGAAGCACACAGUCUGUGCUGUGAAUAUGAAGCAGUCGGCAAGGACAACCCGGUGGUGCUGUGUGGUUGGAAAGGCUGUACCUGCACCUUCAAGGACCGCAGUAAACUUCGGGAGCACCUCCGCAGCCAUACCCAGGAGAAAGUGGUAGCCUGCCCCACCUGUGGGGGCAUGUUUGCCAACAAUACCAAGUUCUUAGAUCACAUCCGUCGCCAGACCUCAUUGGAUCAGCAGCACUUCCAGUGUUCUCACUGUUCCAAGAGAUUUGCCACAGAGCGGCUGUUGCGGGACCACAUGCGCAACCAUGUGAAUCACUAUAAGUGCCCUCUGUGUGACAUGACCUGCCCGCUGCCUUCCUCCCUCCGCAACCACAUGCGCUUUCGUCACAGUGAGGACCGGCCCUUUAAAUGUGACUGUUGUGACUACAGCUGCAAGAAUCUUAUUGACCUCCAGAAGCACCUGGAUACCCACAGCGAGGAGCCAGCCUACAGGUGUGAUUUUGAGAACUGCACCUUCAGUGCCCGAUCCCUCUGCUCUAUCAAGUCACAUUACCGCAAAGUACACGAAGGAGACUCUGAGCCAAGGUACAAAUGUCAUGUGUGUGACAAAUGCUUCACACGGGGCAACAACCUCACCGUGCACCUUCGCAAGAAGCACCAGUUCAAGUGGCCCUCAGGGCAUCCCCGUUUUCGACCUUUUUUGUCUUCAACUCCUGUCACCUGGAAUCCAGGACUUCUUCCAUCCCUCAUGUUUGUUCCUUACUUUGCCAGCCUCGGCCAUUUCUGUAUCCCCCUGCCUGGGUUUGCUGCCCUUUAUGCUCCUGCCUCACCAGGUACAAGGAACAUGAAGAUGGCUAUAUGCGGCUGCAGCUGGUUCGCUACGAGAGUGUAGAGCUGACACAGCAACUGCUGCGGCAACCACAAGAGGGAUCGGGCCUGGGAACAUCGCUGAACGAGAGCAGCCUGCAGGGCAUUAUUCUAGAAACAGUGCCAGGGGAGCCAGGACGUAAGGAAGAGGAAGAGGAGGGCAAGGGUGGCGAAGGGACAGCCCUCUCAGCCUCUCAGGACAACCCCAGUUCUGUCAUCCACGUGGUGAAUCAGACCAAUGCCCAAGGCCAGCAAGAGAUUGUCUACUAUGUGCUGUCUGAAGCCCCAGGGGAGCCUCCCCCAGCGCCUGAGCCACCUUCAGGGGGCAUCAUGGAAAAGCUUCAAGGAAUAGCUGAGGAGCCAGAGAUCCAGAUGGUUUGAAGGCCGCAGAGCCAGACCAUUUCUUCCCCAGGUCCUGGAGUUUGAGCCAGGCAAGUGGCAGUGCCCCUAGUGGGCAGCCGUUGCCAAUGGAUGCCUUUAGGAGUGGUGCCGAGAGCAGUGUGGUCCACUCUGGCCCGGGUUUGCAUCAUUCUACAGACUCUAAAGACUUCCUUUUUCUGCCAGACUGCAUUUUGUGGGGAGCCUGAGGACUUUGGAUUCUUUGAGGGGAUACUGGAUGUGUGUGUUCUUGUUAAAGAGGCUGUUAUCAGGCUUAACCAUAACCCUCAAGACAUGCUUGACGGUGAUUAAGUCCUUAGCUCACAUCCAUUCCCAUCUUUUGGGCUCCUUAGGCCCAAGGAUGGCGUGUGACUGGUCCCUACAAGGGUCCUUUCUUUGUCACCAGCCAAGGCACUGAGAACCAAGUAGCCAUUUUCCUCUUAAGGUUUCCUCUACAACCCCAAGGACUUUCAUGAUUAUCCUCAGGGACAGGAUUAGAGGCAUUGAGCGUGUUUAUUAACAAAUUGUUUUUGGUAAUAAAAGAAAUGCUUGGACUCUUA